AUGUCGCUCAAUCACAAGCUCCGAUCACCGUCCUCCCCGUGCCUCCUCUUCUGCUGCUUCCAGGACGGCCACGCCGCCGCUGCCGCCGCCUACCACGAGGCCGCCUCCUCCUCGGACGAUUGCGACGACGGCAGCAACCCCCGCGAGGCGGCUCGGUUGCCCUGCUCGAUCCGUUACAAGUGCCGGAGCCUCGUCGCUCGGAUCGGGAGGUGCCGGUGGAGGCAGGGCCACGUCGCCGGGGCGGCCUCGGAGUUCGGGUACGAUCCCAUGAGCUACGCGCUCAACUUCGAGGACGACCGGAGCUGGGAGUCGGACGAGGAGCUCCCGGCUAGGAACUUCUCGGCGAGGCUGCCGGCAUCUCCGGAUCGGUUGCUGCCGGCGAAGUUGCCGAGGGAAGUUGUAGCUUGUAGUUGA
Messenger RNA from Syzygium oleosum, 414 nucleotides. RefSeq lists its product as uncharacterized. The transcript has a single exon. NCBI's taxonomy places the organism in Eukaryota, Viridiplantae, Streptophyta, Magnoliopsida, Myrtales, Myrtaceae. Bases 1 to 414 code for a protein of 137 amino acids. The record is from RefSeq and is a predicted model, not a curated record.